UCUUCUAUGGCGAAGGUCUAUACGUAUAUGCACAUAUGUAUGCGUGUAUGUAUGUGUUCUGAUCUCCGCUUUGAGGAGGGAGACAGAGAAGAAAAAGCGGAUGGAUUGAUGUUACUGGUGGUCUCGAAUUCGCUUGGUGCAGGUCGGGAACUGAUUCGCUGAUCUGAUGUGUUUCUCCGGCGAUUUGCCGGCGGUGAGACAGCGACCGGCUGCUUGUCAGAUCCCGCCUUGCAUCAAUUGAAUCGGAGGCCGCCGUGAGGCGACGGUGUUUUUUUCAGAUCUGCGGCGGCGGCGCGUUGUUCUUCUGUUUGAAUUUUCCAGAUCUACAGGUUUGCAAUGGGAUCUGAAGGAAGAUGCUGCAGUGGGAUCUGAAGGAAGAUGCUCCGACUUUGGAAGUUCGUUACGGUAAUCGAAUCAGCCAUGCUUGUUUACGCGUCGUCAUGCUUCUCUGCCGUUUUUUCUGAGUGUUUAUUUUACCGGGUACCGACGAGGAUAAUCUGAUCUGACUGUUCUAAUCUUUUCCAUCAAUUCUCAUCUGUUUGGUAACCCUUCCAUUGGAGACAGAGGUUGGCAUGCUUAUGCUAAAGCAUGUGGUACUUAAGCACUGACCCUUCAUUGCUGUUGCUUUCCAUGCCUUUGUUUUUUUUGGGGGUCCGAAGCUUCUCCUUGAUUCGGAGGCUUUCAGAGCGGACGUUGUACCAACUGGCUAGAUUAUCAACCCAUGCCAAACCGUUCCAGAGAGUCAAUUCUUGUACGUGGGCCGGGAGAAAUUGGGCCUUUAUUGGGCCUACACUCGAAGCUAAAACGUUGCCGUUUCUACCCCCAAUGCUAAAAUCCCCGAGGGCCGGGACGAAACCCUACCCAGCUUAAUUCGAAGUUGGGCCUUUACUGGGCCUACACUCAAGGCCGAAACGUUGUCGUUUCUACCCUAAUGCUCUAUUUGGAACUAAAAAAAACCCCGAGGGCCGGAGACGUCCGUCUGAGAAGAAACCGUCAGUUGUUUCCUCGGUAUGGCUCAGCCGCGAUUUGUCCGGCCGAAGCCUUCGCCGUCGUCCUCCGGCGCCGUAGAAACUAUAUCCUCUGCGAAUCUAUUCGUCGCGAACUGCGGUCCAGCGGUGGGCUUAUCGCACGACGCGAUCGCUGCGGCGUUCGCCGCGUUCGGGGAUGUAAUAGGCGUGUGCGCUGCCGACGAGAGCGGUGUUCGCGUCAUCGUCUCUUUCGCGGAGACUUGUUCGGCGAAGGCUGCUCUCGAAGCCAUGGAUGGCCUUCCAUGUCCGGACCUCGGCGGUCGAUCUCUGCAUAUCCGAUAUUCAGUUCGUCAACUAGCUCCCGAGACCCAGGUGAAUGAUUGUGUUCCGGUGUCUUUGGUUGAUUCAGAACUGCAUAUCCCUGGGCUUUUCUUAGUACACGAUUUCGUCAGUGCUGAAGAAGAGCAGCAAUUGCUUGCGGCUGUUGAUGCUCGGCCUUGGAUUGGUCUAGCGAAAAGACGUGUUCAGCACUAUGGAUACGAGUUCUGCUACGGGACAAGAAACGUUGAUACCAAGAAGCGUCUUGGAGAGCUUCCAUCAUUUGUUUCUCCGAUUCUUGAAAGAAUAUCUUUGUUCCCAAAUCUCGAUGACCCUGCAAGCUUGAAUUUGGAUCAGCUAACGGUAAACGAGUACCCAUCUGGCGUGGGUUUGUCUCCUCACAUCGAUACACAUUCAGCAUUUGAAGGCUCCAUUUUCAGCCUUUCAUUAGCCGGCCCUUGUAUUAUGGAAUUCAGAAGAUACUCGGAGGGCACUUGGAAAGCAGCCUCGGAAACCGUGACAGCGGCUGACAAGUCAGGCAACAUCACAAGGAAAGCCAUAUACCUUCCCCCUCGGUCUAUGCUCUUAUUAUCCGGGGAAGCCCGGUAUGCUUGGCAUCAUUACAUUCCACAUCACAAGAUCGACAAAGUGAAGGACGAGGUGAUCAGAAGAUGUUCAAGAAGGGUAUCAUUCACAAUUCGCAAGGUGAGAACCGAUCCUUGCCGGUGUGAAUAUCCUCAAUAUUGUGAUUCUCAGCAACUUCAGAUCACACAGAAGACUUCAGCAUGAAUUUUAGCCCUCAAGGUUGAUUUUUUCUCCUUCUUCUUCUCUGGGUUCUUGCUAUCAUCAGUUGUUUCAAUAGCUGAAAUGGCCAUUGCCAAUGGCCAUAUUUUUUUCGAAAUUUUGGGAUGGGUUUGGACAGAUUCGGGUCGGGUCCGAGUUUUUCGGGUAAUUCGAAAAUACGAAUUAAAGCAUUUAAUUUUAUCUCCUUCAAAUUGCACCAUUA
Messenger RNA from Tarenaya hassleriana, 2292 nucleotides. Its product is annotated as alkylated DNA repair protein alkB homolog 8. Gene Ontology annotation, molecular function: oxidoreductase activity; demethylase activity; RNA binding. Gene Ontology annotation, biological process: oxidative demethylation. The transcript is spliced from 9 exons. Lineage: Eukaryota; Viridiplantae; Streptophyta; Magnoliopsida; Brassicales; Cleomaceae. The record is from RefSeq and is a predicted model, not a curated record. Bases 1011 to 2075 code for a protein of 354 amino acids.